This is a messenger RNA of Fukomys damarensis (Damara mole-rat), 5960 nucleotides long. It is a transcript of the gene Akna, whose product is annotated as AT-hook transcription factor. The coding region runs from base 1112 to 5164 and encodes 1350 amino acids. The record is from RefSeq and is a predicted model, not a curated record. The transcript has 21 exons. Gene Ontology annotation, cellular component: centrosome. NCBI's taxonomy places the organism in Eukaryota, Metazoa, Chordata, Mammalia, Rodentia, Bathyergidae. Gene Ontology annotation, biological process: epithelial to mesenchymal transition; neuroblast division in subventricular zone; neuroblast delamination.
UAUGAGUAAUGCAGAGAUGGAUGUCAUUAACACAUUUCUGCACAGUUGAUUUGGUAGUAACUGUGAUAAUUUCAAUUGUUUCAUUCAGGGAUUAUGCCCACUUUAAGGAUUAUUUGGAUUCCCAUUUGACACUGGGCACAUCGGCAUUCUGGGUUUGCUACAACAGCUGGGCUCUGUGCAUGAAAACCUUAGACUGCUUCCCCAUCUUUGCUUGGCAAAUCACCUCCUCUCAGUCUCCAUUUCGUCCACCGGGAAAUGGGAGUGGUAGCUCCACUGAGAAUAAUAAAUUUGACGCGUGGGCACUAUUGCUUUUAUAUUAUGGAUGAAAUGUGCCUGUUUCCAGACCCUGUGGAUCAGCAGGCCCCACGGAGUUUCGCAGAGAGACCGCUAGGCUGGCAGUGGAUUGUCACAUACCUAAUAUCCUUCCAACAGGGCUUGCCCCAGCCACCCCCCUUGGGAGCGUUUCUGAUUUCCCAUCAGAGACCAGGGCUCAGAUGCACUGGGAGACAAGGCAAAGGCGUCUCCUUCCGGGGUCACAUUGCAACCCCUGCUAUGAUGUAACAGCUGCUGCAUGUUCUGUGCCUUACUGUGUGGCCCACACAGGGCUGGGUGUGGCCGUGCCUUCUUGCCCUCCCUCCACACCCCCUUCUCCAGGUAGGAGGGAUUAGCUUCAAAUUCAAGUUAGGACUGCCAGAGGUCAGUGACUUGCCUAUGGCCCCAGGAAGGGGUCAGGGAGAUGGGGUGAGCCAAGUGCUCCUUGGCUUUUCACCCUCCCACCCCCACAAGACUCCCAGUGGUAUAGACAGAUUCACCUGUUAGGCUAUGGCUGGGUUCUAGGUCCAGGACUGCUCUGAACCACACUGUGAUCUUUGGCAGGUUACCUAAUGUCUCUGGGCUUCAGAUAUGCUGCUGUAAACAAGAAUGACUUGCAGAAGGAGCUUUUUUGUCAUUGAGAGAUAGAGAUGACCAGGGUAGGGGAAAGAACAUAGCAGAGCAAUGGGCAAUGUAAGGAUUAGGAACAAGUCUACGCCUGAUGUUGCCCAGACUGUCUCAUCAAACUUGGAUCUUUCCCAGAGGCCAACACAGGAUCUAGUGCAGAGUAGGUAAUGCCAUGUAUGACUGGUAUGAGAUGGACAGAAGGAUAGAGACUGAAACAGAGGUUGUGGGCAGCCCAGAACACAUGGACAGCCCAGAAGAAGUGAACAGCCCAGAAGAUGUAGACAGCCCAGAAGGUUCCCCUCUGCCUCUCAGCUGGCCCCCACGGCAAGACCAUCAAUCAGACAUGACUGAAGAGGAGAUAGAUGUGGCCCCUGCAAGUCCUGAGGUUGAAGAAGCUGGGGACAGCUCCCCAAGAUUGGGGUGUAAGGCCAGUCCCAGCUCAGAGGACAAUGAAAACACCAGCCCCAUGGCUCUGGGGUGGGGUCAGGCCAAUGGAAACAGGCCUUUGGAACAUUCUGAGGUCAACCCAUCUGUGGAACUCAGCUUGGCCAGGUCCUGGAGCAGUGGGACCGUAAGCCUCGGCCACCCUAGUGACAGCCUUGAUUCUACCUGGGAAGGAGAGACUGAUGUCCCCCCGCCCACUGCUCUGGCAGAAACCCUGCCAGAGGGCCCCAGCCACCACCUCCUACACCCAGAUGACAGAAUUGGACACAGUGUUGCCCAGGCGACACCCAUGGAAUUCCAGGGCACCUCAGCUCCGCCAGCCUGGGGCCCCCAGUGCACCGCAGGUGGAUGGAGGACAGACCCUACCAGCCUGCCCAGCUCGCAGCUCAAGGACCAAGCCUGGAAACGGACAAAGACAUCACCUAAGCCACUGCCCUCCCGAUUCACUGGCUCCCGCAGCCCCCUGAAUCCUCGGCCUAAGCUGGCCCAGAAGCACAGAUUGCAGCCCAGCCAGGGGGCUACUCUGGCUAGCUGCUCCUCUUCUGAUGCCCCCAUGUAUGGCCGGGGGCGUCUGAACUACCCACUCCCUGAUUUCUCCAAGGUGGGGCCCCGAGUGAGGUUCCCCAAAGAUGAGAGCUACCGACCCCCCAAGUCCAAGAGCCACAGCAGGCAGCCUCAGGCCUCUGAUGGACCCCUGAUCUUCAAGUCUCCGGCUGAGAUUGUGCGGGAGGUGCUGCUGAGCAGCGGAGAAGUGUCCCCGGCCAAGGACCCACCCCCAGCCCAUCCAGUCACCAGGGUACCCCAGGAGUUUCAGACACCUGAACAAGCCACAGAGCUGGUCCAUCAGCUCCAGGAGGAUUACCACAGGCUCCUCACCAAGUAUGCCGAGGCCGAGAACACCAUUGACCAGCUGCGCCUCGGGGCCAAGGUCACCCUGUACUCUGACCUGCCCCAGCCCAGCCGCAACAUCCAUGAGGGGACAGUGCCCCAGGGGACCAAGGUCUUGUCCUUCACCAUCCCGCAGCCCCGCUUGGUGGAAUGGAGGCCCGGCCCUGUCACGGAGCCCCGAGCCGCGGAGCCCACGGGGUGGCCGGCGGCCCAAGGAGAGCUGAGCCCCUCCUCGCACCCUGACAUGCCCACCCCAGGGUGGCUUCCAGAGAGCCAGGGCAUCGCCCCCCUUCAGCCCUCCACAGAAGGGACCCAGGUGCUGGCUUCUCAGGCCAGUCGGCUCCUAGCCCAGGUGGAAUCCUUCGAGGGACUGAUGGAGGCGGGGCAGCUCACCCCCCAGGAACGACUCAAGGGCUUCCUGUGGCCGAGGGCUGCCCACGCGGCGCUGGAGGAGGAGUACCUGAGGGCCCGCAGGGGGCCACCCCCCACCCCCCAGCUUGCUGACUCCCAGGGGACACCAGGGACAUUCGAUCCUGGCAGGGAGUUGGAGGCCGAGAUUCAUCACCUGGGAAUCCGCCUGGAGAAGCUGAAGGACCAUGAGGACCAGACGCAGGGACAGUCUGAGCCGUCCUGGGCGGCUGUGGCUCUGGACAGCACCCUGGGCACACUCUUCCCCCACCCGCCAGCACCCCUGCCUGCUCCUCCAGGACAAGCGUCCGUGCCGGCCACCCCAACCCCACGCCUGGAGGCCCAGCCCACACCGGGCCCCUGCCCACUGCACAUGGACGGAGAGGGGAGUCCUGGCAGCAGCGAGACAGAGCUCAGCCAGAGGGACCUCCCUGCCCUGCUCAGGCACAAGGAGCUGCAAACGGAGCAGGACUUCCAGGGCCUCCUGGAGCGGUACCUCAGCAUGAAGUCCCUCCCAGAAGCCCUGCGGGUGAAGGGGGACAAGGAGCAGCUGGGCGAGCAGGAGGAGGAGGAGGAAGAGGAGAAAGGUCUUCACACCCCGGGAGUCAAUGGGCCAGCUUCACUUGCAGGCAAAGCAGAAGCCACCAGGUUUCCCCCAAGGCAGCACCCAGCACGGGCCGAGCAAGGUCCCAGGGCCCCUCCCCAGGAGAAUGUGGAACAGAUGGUCUCCAGGAAGCCACCAGGCUCCCAGACAUCCAAGGCCAGAGACAGGCACCUGCCGGGCUUGGGCAAGACUGAGGCAGCUGCUCUGGGGCCUGGCACGCCACCCAACCCAGUGGGCACAAAGGCCGCAGCCUCUCACCUGAGCAGCCUGAGCAGCCCGGAGGGGAGCGGCCUCUCGGAGCACCUCGCACCAAAGACUUUGCAUCAGGUUGGUGCCCCAGAGGAUCCCUGGAUGGCGUCCCCCGAGACUGACAGUGGUUUCAUGGGCUCAGAGACCAGCCGAGUGUCGCCCCUCACCCAGACCCCCGAGCACCGGCUCUCCCACAGCAGCACUCCAGGAACAUUAGCCCAUCACGUGGCUGCAUCUGUGCCCCUCAGUGGAGACUCCCACCCCAAGGCCAGGGGUCCCCGGGUCCCCAGGAGAGAGGCAGGGCCCAGCACCUCCAGGAACCGAGCCCUGCGGCACCUCUUGAGCACAAGUGGCACCCCCCGGCACAGGACACCUGGUUCCCACCUGGAGCAGGCAGUGGCAAUGGGGGUCCCUGGCUCGGAGCUCCAGGGCCAAAAAAGGACUCCUGCACAGGUCCUGCCCAGCAGGACAACCAGCCCCAUGCCCACGCCUUCCCCUGAAGCUGCCCCACCGCCCUCUGGACCAGCAGAGACCAUCCCCAACCUCCUUCUGACCAGAACAGAGCGAGACCAGGCCAUCCGAGAGCUGCAAGCAGAGGUGUCCCGGCUCCGUCUGCGGCUAGAGGACAGCCUGCAACAGCCUCCCCAGGGCAGCCCGAAGCGUGCGGCGUCUGCCUCUGACCGCCCUGCCCGGACCCGGGACCGAGCCGCCCAUUCCAGCUGGGGCUCCCACGGUAGCAGCAAAUCCACAGAGAGGUUGUCCGGGGAGCCUGAAGGUACAGAGAGAGCUUGGACUGCAGGAAGACGACGCGCCCAGUCUUCCUCCGUGCCUCGGGAGGUGCCCCGGCUGUCCCUGAGUUCAGAAUCUGAGCCACCCUCCCCACAGCUGCCCUCUGGGAAGAUCACCGAGGACAGUCCCCGGGCAGCUCAUGACGGCACAGGAGGAACAAGGGGUACCAGAAGGCCGGACAGGGUCUCCUUCCAGGGCCAGUACACAGGCCAGGAGUACCACAUGCUGUCCCCCAAGGCCAUUCUGAGAGGCAGUGGCUCAGCCUUCUGUGCUCACUGCCAGUCUGUUAAGAUCCAGGACACAGGAGCUGCUGCCAGUGACCCACUGCGACUGCUAGACACUGAUAGCCUCCGAUGUCCCCUGUGUGGCCAAGCAGGAGCCUCUCCAGAGGAGGAUGGCCCAAGCCCAGCCACCUCUGGUGCAGACAAGGCAGCCACACGGAGAGAUGCACCUCCGACCUCCAGCCCCAGGCAGAGGAGCAAGCGGGCAGGCUCUCCACCACGGCCGCCCCCCGGACUAUGGUACCUGGCAGCUGCACCCUCAGCACCGGCUCCUCCAGCCUUUGCCUACAUCUCCUCUGUGCCCAUCAUGCCUUAUCCUGCAGCCUCGGUGUACUAUGCACCCCCAGCAUCUACCUCAGCCCCCAAGGCCUCCUUGCGGCCAUCUCGCAGACACCAACACUCCAUCCAGCUGGACCUAGAUGACCUGGAGGAGCUGCACAGGGCCCUGAGCCGGGCUGUGCAGGCGGCAGAGAGUGUGCGCUCCACCACCCAGCAGAUGCGCCACUCACUGUCAGCGGACCUGCGCCAGGCCCAUGACCUACGGGGCUCCUGCCUCUUCUGACUCCCUGGAGGCUCCAGACAGCCCGCAGCCCCGUCCCAGGAGGGUCACCCACCUGCCCAGAGAGUAUGCUCCCGAUAGAAACUCGUCAGCCGUCACCAAGAGGAGCAACUCCCUGGAACACCAGGCAACCCGGAGCUACUGUGACCAAGGCCACGUCUGUCCACACAGAGCCUCUGGGACUGUCCUCCCUGGCCCUGCCCUUGUGCAUCCUCACCGGUACCAUGUUUUAUAUACAGGUGCACAGAACUUUUGUGCUGGGGAGUCAUCCUGUCUUGGCUCCUCCUUAGAAGGCCAGAGAAGACAGGAAAGGUUUCUGGACCAAACCUGUCCCCCACCUGUGACUAGCCACUCUGGACAUGCAUCUCUGGGAAGGGCCUGGCCAGAGACCUUGCUCCUAGUGACUGGUGGGCAGAGAGCAUUUGGGGACAAGGGAGACCUGUUAGGACGUGGUGCCCAAGGGUGAUGCAUGCCCAGCCCCUCCAUGGUUCCAUGGGCCUUUUCCGUGAGCCUGCUGGGACCAAGGCCACCCACAGAGGGCCCACAAAGCCAUCCACCACCGUCCCUCUCAGUACCUUGCCUCAAAGCCUGGGCUCUACCCCGGGCCUCUGUGGCACUGGACUGGUGACCAGCUACCUGUCUGGGCCACCAGGUCGGCCACCCCCACUACCCACCCCGUAGCAGCGCAUACCUCAGCAUUCCUGCAAUGUGUGUGCAUCGCAGACAUCUGUAUAUGUGAGGAUUGAAAAUCUAUUUUCGUUACAAGAGCAAAGCAAGAAUGAUCUUAAAAAACAAAACA